Messenger RNA from Closterium sp. Yama58-4, 1044 nucleotides. The record is from the annotation of a GenBank genome assembly. Lineage: Eukaryota; Viridiplantae; Streptophyta; Zygnematophyceae; Desmidiales; Closteriaceae.
AUGACGAGCAUCUCUCAUUCGCAUAGUACGACCGAGACCGAGCCAUACGUACCACCGGAUGCGGAAGAGGUGCUAGAUGUAGCAGUCUCUGUCUUGGACCCACGCGACGCCCAGCAAGCCGCAUCGUCGCAGACUACACCGAGGUCUGCGGGCCGCUUUCGUCAGGUGCACCUCAGCUUCGCAGGUCCGCCACCACAAUCGCGGAAGCGCGCACGAAGCACGCCGCCUCCAUCCACGGCUGAGGAGCUGGAUGCGCAGGACAAGGCUAUCGCAGAGGAUGCAGAAGUACCCGCGGACACCGAGAUCCCUGCUGUUGAGAGGCGUCAUGCACGACGCUUCAGCACAGCCUGGAAGCAGACGUACUCGUGGCUGAGCCUGAAGUGGGACAAAGAGGAGUGCCAGUACGGUAUGAAGUGUUCCGCGUGCUGUAAGUUCGCUCCUAACACCAAGUCUCCAUUUGGCGGUCCUGGCGUCGGUGCGAGGGAUUUUCAGAAGUCUGCAUGCCGCAACCAUGACCAGUCCAAGGGAGCUCAUUGGAUCGCGCAGCACGAUGCACCUAUCGCUCUCUACCCCUUGCUGGUGCGGUUCAUGGCGGAGCAAGGAUGCCCCGACAUGCGGAACAGCGAAGCAUACGGUCGUUAUUACUCGCGAUACGCUUUCGGCGAGUUCGUAGAGGCUAUGUCGGAGCAUCUGGUGGCCAGGCAGCUCGUGGACGUCAAAGAGUCGGCCUGGUACAGCCUCUCCUUCGACGAAUCCACGGAUCGCGCCCGUGGAAAGCAUCUCAUCGUGUAUUGCAUGUUCGAGAGAGGCGAGGCCGUGGUGUGCCAGUUUCUUGCUCUCCUGUCGCUCGAGCGAUGCGACGCUGCAGCACUGUACGACGCGAUCGUGAAUUGUCUGUGGUCGAAGGACAUGUCGAUGGACAAGCUGGUUGGGGUUUCAACGGAUGGUGCAUCCGUCAUGACUGGCAAGCAGAACGGGGUUGUCGCCCUGCUUCGGAAACGUUGCCCGUGGCUGGUGGCGAUUCACUGCGUGGCGCAUCGGUAA